Molecule: messenger RNA, 2914 nt
Organism: Phialemonium atrogriseum
Lineage: Eukaryota; Fungi; Ascomycota; Sordariomycetes; Cephalothecales; Cephalothecaceae
Product: WD40 repeat-like protein
Exons: 4
Coding region: 271-2775 (834 amino acids)
Molecular function (GO): protein binding
Source: RefSeq, a predicted model, not a curated record
GGAGCUGCAAAAUCCUCAGCUCCAGCCGACAGCUGUCCGUUCGACGACAAGGGCUAACCACCCUCUCUGCGGACGAGCUUAUUUAUUCCACGCCGAAUAACCCCCCGACGGCAAAUGCGCUUGGGUAGAAAGCCUUCCAUCUUCGGAAAGACGGGCGAAGUGGACGGCAGAUCCUCGACUACAGAACGAGACGAGUCCUGCCGUCCCUGGGCGGAUUAGGCCCGCAUCACCAGCGUUCUUGCGACUGCGAACUGGCCUGAUUCCUCCACCAUGGUUACCAACAGCAAUGGGCUGGGGGGUGGCCCCGGAGGGAACGACCUCGGCGCCAUGAUGAACACCAGCUCUAGUCACCCGGCUGCUACGGAGUAUACACUGCAAGGUGUUAUGCGCUUUCUUCAGACGGAAUGGCACCGGCACGAGCGCGAUCGGAACGCCUGGGAGAUCGAGAAGCAGGAGAUGAAGGGGAGGAUAGCCAGUCUCGAGGGCCAAGCGCGGAGGGCCGACGCAACCCAGAAGGCCCUUCGGAAAUAUGUCACGAUAUUGGAAAAGAAGGUGAAGGGGCAGGCUGCCCAGUUGAAGGGGGGAGACGCUGCCCCCAAGACCGAGACCGAGCUCGAGAAGCCCAAGCUCGACCGGGCCGCGUUGAUCCAGGAAAAGCUGCGCUCACAAAUACCCGCCGACUCACCUUUGGAGUCGAAAGUCGCAGACAUGGAGCGCGGCGACGACGACUCACGCCGCGAUGAUUUGAAGACGCUUCUCGACCAAUGCCAGGCAGAAUUUACAUAUCUAAUGAUCUCGCCCGCAAACCCAUUGCCCCCACGAGAGUCGCCACCGCUCCCUGUUAUCGAGGAUCUCCGAGAGGGGGAUCUAUAUGGUUUGCAACCGGGCCAGCAACCUUCCGACCAGUCUUUCUCUCAAGGGAUGCGAACACAACAGCACCAGCUAAGAGAGCUCAGUGCGCGCCCGGCGCCGUCUCCGAGUGGCCACUCUUCGACGUCCAUCGCCCACCCUAACAAGAACUCCGAGGCGCAGCCGACCGCCAUGGUUCGGUCAUCUAAUGCGGAGCACCCUUCGUCUCUCUACGGCAGUGGGCCGUCGGAAUGGGCCGCACAGGUCGCCAUGACAAACAGGCCGAUGGAUGAUGCCGCAAAUGAAACUAGUCAACAGCUCAGGAGCAUGCGCCGGGGAGAGUCCGCGGGCGAUGGCUCCGAGAGAAGAGCUUCGACAGAAGCCGAUCCCUCCUGGGACUUCAACGAAAGGUCUUUCGACGAGACGUCCCAAGCUCACCAACCACAGCAGCCUGCGUCAAAUCGACCAGAUACGGAUGUCUUCCCGACGGCCGAGAACAUACCCAAGUCUCCCAACAGGGGACCCGUUGGUCACCCUCAUCAGCGAAGGAAGAGCCUAAGUUCCAUGUCGCGCAGAAGAAGUGCGGAAAAUGAGCUGUCACUCAACGCCUUGGCACAAAAGGCCGAAAGCGGCAACUUCAAGCUGAGGUUCGGAUUGCGGGGCCACCUGGAUACGGUCCGAACCGUUAUCUUUUCCGGGGGAGGAAGCCCGGGAGAACCCGAGAUCUGCACGGCUGGCGAUGACGGGAUGAUCAAACGGUUCCACAUCCCCGACAGGCACUUUGGCCAUGCCAACAGCACCGAUCUGGACGUCACGGCGGAUUUUACCCAUCGUGGCCACAACGGUGCUGUGCUGUCGUUGGCCUCGUGGUCGCCGUCUCCGAACUUCUCGACGGGCGGUCGCGCACAAGGCGACGGCUGGAUCUUCUCGGGUGGGCAGGAUGCGACUAUCCGCGUGUGGGAGCGAGGCCGGGUCGAUCCCAAGGCCACUUUAGACGGCCACACCGAUGCGGUCUGGGCGUUGUGUGUCCUGCCCGCCACGCUCGGCUCCAUAUUCGGCCAGACCAACCCCUACGGGCCCCCCGACCGCAUCCUCCUCGCGUCGGGCGCUGCAGAUGGGACUGUAAAAAUAUGGGCACUCAGUGCUCCCCCGCAAUUGACCUCGCCCCAGCCAGGUUCCACCAGGCGGGGUCCGGGCAGCCGGGGACGCGGCAAUUCCAUGAGCUCCGGUUCGGCAUUCCCGAGCUCCCCUCAGCCAACGACGGCAUCAAACUCCCCCUUCCAUCACACGCUAGUCCACAGCAUCUCCCGGGCCAACUCGACAGCCAGCCCGACCUGCAUCACCCCCCUCAGCGCGGAUGGCGAGUCGUUCGUCGUCAGCUACUCGGACGCGGCAAUCAUCGUGUACGAUACGCGCUCGGCCGAGGAGAUCGGGAGCAUGGCCAGCCUGGAGACGUACGACGGCACGCUAUUCACCAGCGUCAACGCGGUGGCCGCCACCAUCGUCGGCCUCGAGCAGCCCCUCCAGGGCGGACUCAACGAGGAAGACGCGAGCGGCGGGGUCGGGCCGACGGGCGGGGGCAGGUCGAUGGGCGGGUCGGGCGUCGAGGGCGUCAUCAUAUCCGGUCACGAGGAUAGGUUUGUGAGGUUCUUCGAUGCGAACAGCGGCCAAUGCACCUACAACAUGCUGGCGCACCCGGCGUCCAUCUCGAGCCUGUCGCUCAGCCCGGACGGGCGCGAGCUCGUCAGCGCGGGCCACGACGCGUCGCUCCGGUUCUGGGGGCUCGAGAAGCGCACGUGCGCGCAGGAGGUGACGAGCCACCGGGUCAUGCGCGGCGAGGGCGUGUGCGCCGUGGUGUGGAGCCGGGACGGCCGGUGGGUGGUCAGCGGCGGGGGCGACGGGGUCGUCAAGGUGUUCGCGCGGUAGGGCGGCGGUGUCAGGAGGACCAGGACGAGAUUGCGGGCGAAGCGGGUGCAGACGGUGGAGGAAGUGAAGGGGGCUGCGGAGGCGAGGGUGAUGGGGGAGCCGGCGGAGGGGGCGGUGCAGGCGGUGGACACUGAGGGCC